Molecule: messenger RNA, 3086 nt
Organism: Rubroshorea leprosula
Lineage: Eukaryota; Viridiplantae; Streptophyta; Magnoliopsida; Malvales; Dipterocarpaceae
Source: the annotation of a GenBank genome assembly
AAUUUAUAGUUAAUAGCAUAAAUUAACUGCUGUCAAAAGGUUGGCAGCCUUCAAGAGAAGUAGAGGAAAAUGAAAGUAGGCACACAGGCAAGCAUGGGUUUGGAGAGAAGGGAUGGUUCGGUUCCAGCUGACACACAAGCCAAUGGUCCCCCUGGAGAGCAUAAAUUGGAAUUGUUUGGUUUUGAUUCUCUUGUUAACAUUCUAGGUCUCAAAAGUAUGACGGGGGAGCAUGUUCCAACACCUUCUAGCCCUAGGGAUGGUGAAGAUGUCUCCAUCACAGAUGGACGUCCAAAGCCCUCUGAUGUCAAACUGGGUACAAUGAUGGGUGUAUUUGUUCCGUGUUUGCAAAACAUAUUGGGAAUUAUCUACUAUAUCCGAUUUUCUUGGAUUGUUGGCAUGGCUGGCAUUGGCGAAUCACUACUACUGGUUGCAUUUUGUGGAUUGUGUACUUUCUUGACUUCAAUAUCUUUGAGUGCAAUUGCAACUAAUGGAGCCAUGAAGGGUGGGGGUCCAUAUUAUCUCAUAGGGCGUGCCCUUGGUCCCGAGGUGGGAGUUAGCAUUGGAUUAUGUUUCUUCCUCGGCAAUGCUGUUGCUGGAGCACUUUAUGUCUUGGGAGCUGUAGAGACCUUUUUAAAAGCUAUGCCUGCUGCUGGGAUCUUUACUGAGACUACGACAAAGGUUAAUGGCACAAUAUCAGAACCGGUACAGAGUAUAAGUUCACAUGACCUUCAAAUUUAUGGGAUUGUUGUGACUAUCAUCCUAUGCAUUAUUGUUUUUGGUGGUGUGCAAAUGAUAAAUCGUGUUGCACCUGCUUUCCUCAUCCCUGUAUUGUUCUCAGUAUUGUGCAUAAUUAUUGGGAUCUUUGUGGCAAGGAAUGAUCAUCCUGUAGUUGGAGUUACGGGCCUGAGUUUGGAAAGCUUUAAGCACAACUGGGCUUCACAGUAUCAGAAAACUAAUGAAGCUGGAAUCCCUGAUGCUGAUGGAAAAGUGAACUGGACUUUCCAUGCAUUGGUUGGUCUCUUUUUUCCUGCUGUGACAGGAAUUAUGGCAGGUUCAAAUCGAUCAGCCUCACUGAAGGACACUCAACGCUCAAUACCAAUUGGAACAUUGGCUGCAACUCUUUCAACGACUGGACUGUAUCUAAUCUCUGUCUUACUUUUUGGAGCUGUUGCAACUAGAGAAAAGCUUUUGACAGACAGGCUGCUUACAGCUACAGUUGCUUGGCCCUUCCCAGUGAUUGUUCAAAUUGGAAUUAUUCUUUCAACCUUAGGUGCAGCCCUUCAGAGCUUGACAGGUGCCCCUCGUCUUCUUGCAGCAAUAGCUAAUGAUGAUAUCCUCCCCAUCCUCAAUUAUUUUAAGGUUGCAGACGGGAAUGAGCCUUACAUUGCUACCCUCUUUACUUCGAUCAUCUGUGCUGGGUGUGUCAUUAUUGGAAAUCUGGAUCUUAUCACACCAACUAUAACUAUGUUUUUCCUUCUGUGUUAUGCUGGUGUAAAUUUGUCAUGCUUCCUUCUGGAUCUCCUAGAUGCUCCCAGUUGGCGUCCUAGGUGGAAAUUUCACCACUGGAGCAUCUCUCUGCUUGGGGCCAUUAUUAAUAUUGUUAUCAUGUUCUUGAUCUCUUGGUCAUUUACCAUUGUGUCUCUGGCCCUUGCAACUCUCAUAUAUUACUACGUGAGCCUUAAAGGAAAGGCUGGGGACUGGGGUGACGGUUUCAAAAGUGCAUAUUUUCAACUAGCCCUCCGCAGUCUUAGAUCAUUGGGAGCAAACCAAGUACACCCAAAGAACUGGUAUCCCAUCCCAUUGAUAUUCUGCCGCCCAUGGGGAAAGCUGCCAGAAAAUGUACCAUGCCAUCCCAAACUUGCUGACUUUGCCAACUGCAUGAAGAAAAAAGGCCGUGGAAUGUCCAUAUUUUUCUCUAUACUAGAUGGGGAUUAUUAUGAAUGUGCUGAAGAUGCCAAGGCAGCCUGCAAGCAGCUGGGUACCUAUAUUGAGUAUAAGCAAUGUGAAGGUGUUGCAGAGAUAGUUGUAGCACCUACUAUGACUGAAGGCUUUCGUGGCAUUGUACAGACAAUGGGCCUUGGCAAUCUCAAACCCAAUAUUGUGGUGAUGCGGUAUCCUGAAAUAUGGCGGCGUGAAAACCUAACUGAAAUCCCAGCCACAUUUGUGUCAAUGAUCAAUGACUGCAUUGUUGCAAACAAGGCAGUCGUCAUUGUCAAGGGCCUUGAUGAAUGGCCCAACGAAUACCAAAGGCAAUACGGUACCAUUGACUUGUAUUGGAUUGUAAGAGAUGGUGGUCUGAUGCUUCUUCUGUCUCAGCUGCUUCUCACAAAAGAGAGCUUUGAGAGCUGUAAGAUUCAGGUCUUUUGCAUCGCAGAGGAGGACUCAGAUGCAGAGGCACUCAAGGCUGAUGUCAAGAAGUUUCUAUACGAUCUUCGAAUGCAAGCAGAAGUGAUUGUCAUAACAAUAAAGUCAUGGGAUUUGCAAGUAGAGGGCGGAGGUCAACAAGAUGAAUCACUAGAAGCAUUUACUUCUGCUCGGAAGCGGAUUGCUAAUUACUUGACUGAUAUAAAUACAGCAGCUGAGAAAAACAGGACACCAUUGAUGGCUGAUGGCAAGAAUGUGAUAGUAAACGAGCAACAGGUGGAGAAGUUUCUUUAUACAACCCUGAAGCUUAACUCGACAAUAUUAAGAUACUCUAGAAUGGCUGCUGUAGUGCUCGUAAGUCUACCACCACCUCCAGCCAACCAUCCGGCAUACUGCUACAUGGAAUAUAUGGAUUUGUUAGUGGAAAAUGUAUCAAGGAUGUUGAUUGUAAGAGGAUACCGUAGAGAUGUUGUAACUCUCUUCACGUAGUUCCAGAAAGAUUCCUUCUUCAGACUGUAACUGCCAUACUGUCCAUACGGGCUCAUCUACCCUCUUUCAUUUUUGUAGCAUGACUAAUUACAUUCAUUCUUUUUGCUGCCAUUCCCAUCAAUGGCAUUUGUUGUCUCAUUACUAGUUCUUUCUUUACAAAGAUUAUAAAUGAUAGUCCCAUUUGGGAUUAGCCAACAUCAUUCCUUUGGUUGACUGGGUUACAUUCAAUCUGG